Messenger RNA from Tribolium madens (black flour beetle), 1020 nucleotides. Its product is annotated as elongation of very long chain fatty acids protein AAEL008004-like. Gene Ontology annotation, molecular function: fatty acid elongase activity. Gene Ontology annotation, cellular component: endoplasmic reticulum membrane. Bases 195 to 998 code for a protein of 267 amino acids. Gene Ontology annotation, biological process: fatty acid elongation, saturated fatty acid; very long-chain fatty acid biosynthetic process; fatty acid elongation, polyunsaturated fatty acid. Lineage: Eukaryota; Metazoa; Arthropoda; Insecta; Coleoptera; Tenebrionidae. The transcript has 7 exons. The record is from RefSeq and is a predicted model, not a curated record.
AAGAGUACUAUGUGUAUAUAAACAUUUUCAGUGGUGAUUAAUUUAUUUUUACUUGGUAAAAUAGAGUUUAGGGAAAAAUUGAAAUAAAAAUAAAGUAUUCACAUUUUCCUGUGGAUUAGUGUUAUGUGACUCGUAUAAAUUGAGCAAAAAAUAUUUCUUUUUAAUUUUUGCAUACUUUUUUUUAUUAUUUUAAAAUGAUAAAUGCACUAGAAGUUUAUACAAAUGUUACACUAUCUUUAAAAAAAUACGAAGAUCCAAGAACAUCAAAGUGGUUUCUAAUGUCAAGUCCACGUCCUACUGUAACUAUAUGUCUUUGCUAUGUUUUUCUCGUAAAGUUUUUAGGUCAAAAAGUUAUGGAAAAAAAGAAACCUUUCAGUCUUAGAAAAAUAUUGAUGGUUUAUAAUUUUUUCCAAGUAAUUUUUAGUGCUUGGCUAUUUUACGAAUUUUGUGCAAGUGGUUGGCUAACCGGAGAGUAUAGCUUUCGAUGUCAACCUAUUGAUAUUUCUCCCAGUCCAAGAACUAUGCGAAUGGUUAAUGUAACCUGGUGGUAUUUUUUUUCAAAAUUUACAGAAUUGGUUGAAACGAUUUUCUUUAUUCUGAGAAAGAAAUUUAACCAAGUAAAUGCACUACAUGUGUUUCACCACAGUAUUAUGCCUGUCUCUGCUUGGGUGGCCACCAAGUACUAUCCUAACGGACAUGGAACGUUUCCAGGAUUAUUAAAUACCUUUGUACAUGUGAUAAUGUAUUCUUAUUACUUCUUGAGCGCUUUUGGGCCAGAGGUGCAGAAGUAUUUAUGGUGGAAGAAGUAUUUAACAAGACUACAAAUGAUUCAAUUUGUUAUAGUAAUGUUCCACGCCUUGCAAUUACUUGUUGUUGACUGCAAUUUCCCAAGGAUCUUUAUUUGGUACAUGGGAUUGCUAGCUCUAAGCUUUUACACUUUAUUUAAAAAAUUUUAUGACAGAGAGUAUAAAUCAAAACAAAACGCUAAACGCAAAUAAAAAUUUACAUUUCUUUAUUAGA